AUGGCUUUUUCAGCACCAUCACUUGUCAAAUUCUCUCUUUUCGUCGCCAUUUCAGCAUCAGCCCUCCUCUGUUCUGCUCUAGCUCGUGAUUUCUCCAUCGUUGGUUAUAAUCCGGAGCAUUUGACAUCCACUGAUAAGCUUCUAGAGCUUUUUGAGUCAUGGAUGUCAGAACACUCCAAGGCUUAUCAAAGCGUGGAGGAGAAAGUUCGCAAGUUCGAGGUGUUCAGAGAGAACCUGAUGCAUAUAGACCAGAGGAACAAUGAGAUCGAGAGUUACUGGCUCGGUUUGAACGAGUUUGCGGAUUUGACCCAUGAAGAGUUCAAGGCAAGAUAUCUAGGACUUGCAAAGCCGGAAUUCUCUAGAAAGAGAGAGCCUUCUGCUAACUUCAGGUACAGAGACAUCACCGACUUGCCAGAUUCCGUCGACUGGAGGAAGAAAGGCGCUGUGACUCCUGUCAAGAACCAGGGUUCAUGUGGUAGCUGUUGGGCGUUUUCGACAGUUGCAGCUGUUGAGGGAAUUCACCAGAUCGCAACAGGGAAUUUGAGUUCGCUUUCAGAGCAAGAACUCAUUGACUGUGACACAACUUUCAACAGUGGUUGCAAUGGAGGUCUCAUGGACUAUGCAUUCCAGUACAUAAUUUCGACAGGCGGUCUCCACAAAGAAGACGAUUACCCUUAUCUCAUGGAGGAAGGAAUUUGCCAAGAGCAGAAGGAGGAUGUAGAACUUGUGACAAUCAGCGGAUACGAAGACGUACCACAAAACGAUGAUGAAAGCCUGGUGAAGGCUUUAGCUCACCAGCCUGUCAGUGUGGCUAUUGAGGCUUCAGGAAGAGACUUCCAGUUCUACAAAGGGGGAGUGUUUAAUGGACGAUGUGGAACAGACCUAGACCACGGUGUAGCAGCGGUUGGGUAUGGUUCAUCAAAGGGAUCAGACUACGUUAUUGUCAAGAACUCAUGGGGAUCAAAAUGGGGAGAGAAAGGGUAUAUUAGAAUGAAGAGAAACACCGGUAAACCAGAGGGACUCUGCGGGAUCAACAAGAUGGCUUCAUAUCCUACCAAGACCAAGUGA
Molecule: messenger RNA, 1068 nt
Organism: Arabis nemorensis
Lineage: Eukaryota; Viridiplantae; Streptophyta; Magnoliopsida; Brassicales; Brassicaceae
Source: the annotation of a GenBank genome assembly